Molecule: messenger RNA, 381 nt
Organism: Linum tenue
Lineage: Eukaryota; Viridiplantae; Streptophyta; Magnoliopsida; Malpighiales; Linaceae
Source: the annotation of a GenBank genome assembly
UUUAUCAAAGCGGACAAAUUAGGACUAGCAGAUCGCCUGAAAACUCCUCCUUCUCCUCUUUUGCCGUCUUGCACCGCGAAACCAGAAUCACUCCCUGGAAACAACAACAACACGCCCACCAAACUCAACCUCUGUUCACUCUUAUUGUUAGCUGGCUGGCUGGUUUUGCUUGGUUUAGGGGAAUUUGCUCCCUUUCUCUCUCUCUCUUUCUUUUACUCUCUUUUCUCUGUUUUUGGAAGCGCAAAGCACGCCUUCUUGUUCUUGGACUCAACCCGGCUUGUGUUGCGAGGGGAAACAAAGGGCGUGAAUAGUAAAGCAACGGAGUCGCGAUGUGGGGUCCAAGUGCCAGCCUGUACCCGCCACGUGUCGUCUUGAUGGCCC